Messenger RNA from Periconia digitata, 1065 nucleotides. Lineage: Eukaryota; Fungi; Ascomycota; Dothideomycetes; Pleosporales; Periconiaceae. The record is from the annotation of a GenBank genome assembly.
CAAAAAAUAACAAAAAUGUCUGACGUGGAAAUGGAUGGCGGUGUCGCGCUCGGUGACCAACUCGUCGAUCAAACCAACGCAAUGGAUAUCCAGUCGCCGCCCACAACCUCAAAAACCGCAGCAUCCAUGACAGAAUCCACCCUCUCGAGCAGACGACCCGUCAACGUCGAGAAACCCACCCCUUACACCUUCGAUCUCGGCAACCUCCUCGCCAACGACCCCAACCCCGUCGAACUGACCAGCACCUCGAACUUGGAAGAAACCCUCUCAGCCAACGCGCGCGACGCCGCACAAGCUCUCAUAAACCAGCUUCUUUCCACUUGCGAGCUCAAAUCCACAACCGAAGGCGUGCACCUCGUCCUCCCACAGGCCUCGACCCCACUGCCCCGCGAGAAACCUAUCCCUGCUGAAAAGGCGCCCACGAAAUGGGAGCUAUUCGCCAAGAAGAAGGGCAUCGAGAACAAGAAGCGCGAUACGAAGCUUGUGUACGAUGAGGCGACGGGCGAAUGGGUGCCCAAGUGGGGUUACAAAGGAAAGAACAAGGAGGGCGAGAACGAGUGGCUUGUUGAGGUCGACGAGAAGAAGGAGAAAGAGACGGGCGUUGCGCACGAUGCCAGAUCGGAGAGCAGGGCCGCGAGGAAGGAGAGGGUGAGGAGGAAUGACCGGAAGCAGCGAUCGAAUGAGAGGAAUGCUAGGAAGACUACCUAGAAGAGAGGGAUUACAUACAGAUUCGAUGCCGAUGUUAUGAUUGGUUCAUAUCUGCCUCUUCUCUUCUUUUUUCGGCUUUUUUAUAUUCGAAUCUAUAGUCGGGUUUCUCUACUGCAGCUCUUUGGAAUCGACUAAGAGAUGUAUGUAUGUAUGCAUUGGGCGGCGUUUUGCGGCGUGGGGAACCAAAAAAGUGGGAGAUGUUCUUACCCUUGAUCUUUUAGAUUCGGAUGAACCAUAAUCUGCGGUCGAUAAUUCAAUUUCCAAGAAAAUAAGGAAUCCUUUUAAACUCGGUUCAUGGCUCGGAAUCACUUGUAUGUUCGAAGUAGGGAAUGCAAUCACCCAUAGUUCUACGUCUAC